AUGGUGCGCUCGCUGCCGAAAAAGAACAACCCGUUUGUCAUUCCCGAUGCGGCACCUCCAUACGAAGAAUUGCUUAUGCGCCGCCGUCUGGGGAAGACUAAUCUCGCUGUCAAACCCACCCAGGUGGGAACAUCAAAUGCGACCAAGCCAGAAAACCUUGGGCCGUUUGAAUAUGCCCACCUGCGCGCACCCCUUCCCAAGGACUUGAAAGGGUCUGAGAUCUUUCCCUCGCACUCCCCGCAACAGCACCCAGAGACAUACUUUUUGAUGCGACGAAGCAAGGAUGGCUACGUGAGCGCGACCGGCAUGUUCAAAAUUGCUUUCCCGUGGGCCAAGCUCGAGGAAGAACGGUCUGAACGCGAAUAUCUGAAGUCGCGCGAAGAGACAAGCGAAGACGAGGUUGCCGGAAAUGUUUGGAUCUCCCCAGUUUUAGCCCUUGAGUUGGCAGCGGAAUACAAGAUGUACGAUUGGGUCCGCGCCCUCCUCGACCCUACAGAUAUCAUCCAGAGUCCAUCUAGCGCAAAGAAGCAGAUCACGCCCCCUCCUAGGUUCGACCUGCCACCCAUCCAAGCUCCCGAGGCACUUGUCCCCGCCUCCCGAACGAGAAGCCGUCGAUCUGCUUCUCCUAGCAAGAAAGCAGGCACCCCACGCAAGCCGCCUAGGCAAACGAAGGCACAGAAGGAGGCCGCCGCGGCAGCCACCAACGAGGCCAAUGCGACGCUUCAGAGUGCUCUGGACGACACAGUUUCAAAUGCUGAUGGCGAGGUGAACGGAGACGUGUUGCCCAGUGUGGAAGAAGACAAAGAAGAGCCGGUAACAUCGCCUGUUAAAGGAAAGAAGAUUACUAGCAAGACCAAGAAACAGACCGCCCCCGAGGAUGACUUGGAGGACGAUAAGGUCAAGAUUGAUAUCAAGUCGGAUGCCGUCGAAGGAAGCGGUGUUCAGACAGCUCAGACAACAAUCUCGGUUGAAAUGCCCAUUUCUCUGCCUGAAGCUCCGUCUGCUGAGGACACCCAAGAGAUGAUUGCAAAGGCGAAGGAAAUGGUCAAGGAGGCCGUGAAGCUUCAGGAGGGACCCGGGGAGUCAUCAGCAGCUGCUAAGAAACGUGGAGCUGGAGAAGCAGAGCUUAGUGAGGAAGAAGAUGAGGAGACCAAGACAUUGCGGACGAAGCGGUCUAAGGUGCUUGAGGAGAAGCUGAAGCGUGAGCGCGUUCGAAACCGCGCCCUUGUGGGCGUGACUGCAGCCUUCGCCUUAGCGUAA
Messenger RNA from Aspergillus mulundensis, 1260 nucleotides. RefSeq names its product KilA-N domain-containing protein. Lineage: Eukaryota; Fungi; Ascomycota; Eurotiomycetes; Eurotiales; Aspergillaceae. Gene Ontology annotation, cellular component: nuclear membrane complex Bqt3-Bqt4. The record is from RefSeq and is a predicted model, not a curated record. Gene Ontology annotation, molecular function: DNA binding. The transcript is spliced from 4 exons. Bases 1 to 1260 code for a protein of 419 amino acids. Gene Ontology annotation, biological process: mitotic telomere tethering at nuclear periphery; meiotic attachment of telomere to nuclear envelope.